Molecule: messenger RNA, 523 nt
Organism: Scutellospora calospora
Lineage: Eukaryota; Fungi; Glomeromycota; Glomeromycetes; Diversisporales; Gigasporaceae
Source: the annotation of a GenBank genome assembly
AUGCGCAAGGCUAAUGAACAGAGAAAAGAAAAGUAUAAAUGGAUGUAUGAUAAAGAAUCAGAUCCGUUAUUGCUUGAAGAUAAUCAUGAUAAACCAAAAUUGAUUGAAGGUGUCUCCCAAGACAAGCCAGCUGAGAUUGCUUCCUGGAAAUAUAAAGUACGAAAUUCGCUAAUGUUUUAUCCAGAAGGCCAAGAUCAAGUUCCUGAAGAGAAUUCAAGAAGAGCACCAAAACAAAUAGUCCACACUGCAACUGCGGCUUCUGUUGGAUUCAACAUAGAUUCGACUCCAAGUGAAAGUGCUUCUCAUACACCCCGAGUUGGUGGUUAUAGUUUCGUUUCGGCCACACCGUCUCCCAACCCUUCACAAAUUGACACAUCAGAACUUAUGACUUGGGGUAUGAUCGAAGGUAGUCCUCUGUUGAUUGGCGGAGAUCAAACACCAGGACCCUCUUUUCAACUGCCACCAACCCCACGGAGAGAGAUUAUUGGAAUGAAUCUUUCAAGCAAUGCCUCUAGAAAUAUUC